Molecule: messenger RNA, 3267 nt
Organism: Alligator mississippiensis (American alligator)
Lineage: Eukaryota; Metazoa; Chordata; Crocodylia; Alligatoridae
Gene: PRDM13
Product: PR/SET domain 13
Exons: 4
Coding region: 30-1718 (562 amino acids)
Cellular component (GO): nucleus
Molecular function (GO): protein binding
Source: RefSeq, a predicted model, not a curated record
UUCCUGAUCGCUUAUACCCAGAGGCAGCAAUGCAAACCAGCCGGGCUCCGGCCAUCAGCGUCAAUGCAGAAAGCUGCAUCCCGGCCGGACUGCGCCUCGGUCCUGUGCCGGGCGUCUUCAAACUGGGCAAGUACCUGUCAGACCGCAGGGAACCAGGACCCAAAAAAAAGGUGCGGAUGGUGAGAGGGGAGUUAGUGGAUGAAGCCGGCAGCUCCGCUCUGGAGUGGAUAGGGUUAAUCCGGGCUGCCAGGAGCUCCCAAGAGCAGACACUGGAAGCUAUUGCGGAUCUGCCAGGAGGACAGAUCUUCUACCGCGCGCUGCGAGACUUGCAGCCGGGGGAGGAGCUGACCGUCUGGUACUCCAGCUCCUUGGCGCAGUGGUUCGACAUCCCCAUCACCGCCACCCCGACACACGACGAGAAAGGCGAGGAGCGCUACAUCUGCUGGUACUGCUGGCGGACCUUCAAGUACCCCAACAGCCUGAAGGCGCACGUCCGCUUCCACUGCGUGGUGCCCGCCGGCCGGGCCUUCCUGCCCGCCGAGCCCGCCUACAAGCUGGCCGCGGGAGGCAGCAGCAGCGCUCAGCCCGCGCCGCCGCCGCCGCCGCCACCCGCGCCCCUCAAGGCGGGGCCGCUGCGGCGGGCGGCGGCCAAGGAGGAGCAGGAGCGGGCGCUGGACAUGAGCCUGGGCGCGGGCCGGGGCCCCGGAGCCUUCCUGGGGCUGGCGGGGCCCGGCCUGGCCUUCCACCCGGGCGCCCGCUCCGCCUUCCGCCCGGCCGGGCUGGCCAAGACACAGGCCGACGAGCCCCGAGGGGCGGCGGGCAAGGCGCUGAAGGCGCUGCGGGGGCUGCCGCUGCUGCCCGCGGCCGACGAGGGCUCCGCCUUCAAGCACGUGGAGCGCGGGCCGGGGCCCGGGCGCUACCCGGCGGUGCCCGGCGGGCUGGCGCUGGAGCGCUUCCCGCUGCCGCCGCUGGACGGGCUCAAGCCGUACCCCGGCGAGUGCGGCCUGCCGCUCGUGCCCUUCACCGUGUACGGCGGGGAGCUGCUCUACAGCGCGCCCUACUACCCGCUCAAGCUGCACCUGGGCGGCCUGCUCAAGUACCCGGACUCCGUGCCCUACUUCGGCGGGCCGGCGGCGGCCGCGGGGCUGCACCCGGCCGAGCUGGGCUCCCUGGCCAGCAUCGACCGCGAGAUCGCCAUGCACACGCAGCAGCUGUCCGAGCUGGCGGCCGACAAGAGCCGCGCGCGGCUGGACGGGCUGCAGGCGGCGGCGGGCGGCGGCGGCGGCGGCGCGGCGGGCGGCAAGGCCAAGACGGGCCACCUCUGCCUCUACUGCGGCAAGCUGUACUCGCGCAAGUACGGCCUCAAGAUCCACAUGCGGACUCACACGGGCUACAAGCCGCUCAAGUGCAAGGUCUGCCUGCGCCCCUUCGGCGACCCCAGCAACCUCAACAAGCACAUCCGCCUGCACGCCGAGGGCAACACGCCCUACCGCUGCGAGUACUGCGGCAAGGUGCUGGUGCGGCGCCGGGACCUGGAGCGGCACGUCAAGUCCCGGCACCCGGGCCAGGGCCUGGGCAAGGCGGCCGAGGACAGGGGUGAGGCGGGCUACCCGCGCCAGGAGCCCGACCAAAAGACUGAUAACGAGAGCGACGUGGACGUCUGCUUCACCGACGACCCCAGCGACCAGGAGAGCGGCAGCAGGAACCCCGAUCAGUGACUGGGGGCGGGUGCUGUGUGCCUGGGGCGGCCAGGGACGCGGGGGUCGGUGCGGGCGCGGAGGUCAGAGAUGGGGCGAUCGCUCCGGACGGGGGGAGCAGGGACGGGGGGAUCACUCUUCCUGGGGUGAGCAGGGACGCAGGGAUCAGUGUGCAGAAGUGACCAGGAACGGGGAACUCGCUGUGUGUGGGGUGCUCAGGAAUGGGGUGUGAUCAGUGUGCGUGGGGUGAUCAGGGACUGAGGGAUCAGUGUGUGGGGGAUGAUCAGGGACGGGGGCAUCACUAUGUGGGGUGACCAGGAGCGGGGGAUCACAGUGUGUGUGGGGUGAUCAGGAAUGGGGUGAUCAGGGACGCAGGGAUCAGUGUGUGUGGGGUGAUCAGGGACGGGGGGAAUCACUUUUUUUGGGGUGAUCAGUGACGGAGGGAUCAGUGUGCGUGGAGCGAUCAGGAAUGGGGUGAUCACUGUGUGCGGGAGGCGAUCAGGGAUGGAUGAUUAGUGUGUGUGCAGUGAUCAACGGGCGGGGAGGGGGGGGCGGGAGAGCGAUGUGGCUUCCCUGCUCCAGUUCUGCCUAGGCAGAGGCUGCUGUAUUUAAAAGGAAGGGUGGGGAGUGUCUUGCAACAAACCCACCGCCCAGAGGCAGUGGAGAGAAGUGCGCGCUUGCUUCUAUCCACCGCUCUCCCUGGAUGGAGCAGGCGUCCGGGCUCGGAGCUGGCAGCACGACUCCAGGCGGGGCAAGCUCCGGUGGUAUUGGAGUGGCCACCUCCCUCCCUCCCCCUUUCUCUCUCUCUCUCUCUCUCUCUUUUAAUAUCGUUACCUUUGUGUGGAGGAGAUCGUGCCUUUUGGAAACACUUCUUUUCUAUGUCAUUUCUUUUUGUUCCCGUCGCUCGUGACUUGCCUUCAGACCUCUCGGUAUGAACAACGGCCCUGGUGCUGCAGACGUGCAAUGGCUUCGGGCCGCCCCGGGGCGAGGCACAGGACCCCCGCCCAGCACCGCGCGGCCUGGGGCAGGCACCCCCCGUUUGAUCCAGUGGCAAUUAUUUAUAAGAGGUUCCUAUCUGAGCCACACGUGUAAGAUAACUGUGGAGAGCAUGGAUCUCAAAACAAGCACGCGCUGUAUCAUUUUAAAGAGAACGCACUCUUUGUUCGGUAGACUACAACUAUGGUGUAUGUUUGUUUUAUAAUGAAUGAUGUACAGUGGGUACAGUACUUUGGUCUUGGUUCCAGUUUGUCAUGCCAUUAAAAAAAAAAAAAGAAAAUAAAAGUUACUGACAAACUACUGCUUGUUUAGUUGGUCACUCAAGUGUCUUCAAUACCUUCUCUUUUUGCUUUGAACCCCUUCUAAUCGCCUCGGAGUCAGGCCCUUAAUCAUCUUCAGUGGGUUUUGGCUCAGGGCCUAAACUGAUUUGGCCUCAAAAUAUUUUACCGCUAACAAGUAUUUGGAUGAUUAAACCAGAAUAAAUAUCAUCUCUAUUUUGUGCCCCCACAUUUUCUUUAAUUCGUUUGUGUGUGUGUGUAUUUGUUUAAAUACAAGGCCAAGUGUAGAAAAAACC